Talaromyces proteolyticus is the source of this 1224-nucleotide messenger RNA. RefSeq lists its product as uncharacterized. The record is from RefSeq and is a predicted model, not a curated record. NCBI's taxonomy places the organism in Eukaryota, Fungi, Ascomycota, Eurotiomycetes, Eurotiales, Trichocomaceae. Bases 1 to 1224 code for a protein of 407 amino acids. The transcript is spliced from 2 exons.
AUGAGCGGCUUCCGUGGGAUGAUGAAAGAUGGAUGGCAUCCCAAAGGGAAAGAAGGCGGCAAGGAAAGCUGGCGGGGCGAUUUCAAGGGAAUAAACCAGGUGGCUGGAUGGGUAGGCAAAGGCAAAGACCAAAACGCAGACCAAGCCGAGCAUGUUUCGCGACCUCUUUCAUCGCUUCAAGAUCCAGCUUCGUUUGGACCACCUCCCAGGCGCAAUACGGCGGGCACUACCACUGUAUCCUCUAAACAGACAGCAGCACCGACAUCAUCGCCAACACCAUCACGAGAACGGCGAGGCCAGGUUGCUCCGUUGACGACGAACCAGGUCCAACAGUAUCACGCCCCGCCUGAAGAAGAGAGACCGUCGCCGCCGCCUCUGCCAUAUCGAGUUGAUCGAACGGGACUUUCUACAGAUCACCUUCCUCCACCCCCUGGUCGAAAUACAGAUAUCUCAGCACAGCCAGCUACCGCUCCGAGUUCUAGGCUAGGGCUUCCUCCCCGCUUGCCAGCGCGAGACCCCGCGUCGGCUCCUCCUCCGCCGUACUCGGAAACUGACAGCACAGUGCAGAUAAACCAGGGCGCAGUCUCACGUUUGGGACAAGCCGGCGUAUCCGUACCGGCUCUGGGGAUCGGUCGGAGUGGAAGUGAGCAGUCGAAUACGGCACAGACAAACCUCAACAAUCAAGUCAAUGAGCUUCAAACCCGGUUUGGGAAUAUGACAACAAAUAAAUCACAUGGCCCGCAAAAUUCGCCAAGCCAACAGAGUCCAAACGGUGUGCCUACAGAUGGGACUACGCUUGCCGAAAAGCAAGAUGCGCUGCGUACCGCGCGGAACGUACACAGUGACCCAUCAUCUGUAUCAGCUGCUGACGUCCGCAGCUCAGCGUCGACAGCAAACAACUUCCGACAGCGCCAUAACGAUCAAUUCGAAGCUGGCAAGGAGAAAUUGAGUGCUUUCAACCAGAAACACCGGAUCACAGAGCGUAUACAAGCUUAUUUUGAAAAACCACCGGCAGAAAACGGACAACAAACCGAUCCGCCGCCUCCACCUCCACCUCACCCUAGUCUCAGUCGUCAGAGUUCGAAUAUCGAUGUGGAGGCACUCAAUAAGAGAAAACCCCCACCGCCGCCUCCGCCAGCGAAGAAGCCUGGAUUGCAGUCGAAUCCGGUGGGAAGCUCGUCUCCAUCGCCUCCGCCAUUGCCAUUAGGCACUAAACCUCGAUGA